This is a messenger RNA of Onychostoma macrolepis, 2581 nucleotides long. Its product is annotated as zinc transporter ZIP11-like. The transcript has 12 exons. Gene Ontology annotation, cellular component: membrane. Bases 470 to 1492 code for a protein of 340 amino acids. The record is from RefSeq and is a predicted model, not a curated record. Gene Ontology annotation, molecular function: zinc ion transmembrane transporter activity. Gene Ontology annotation, biological process: zinc ion transmembrane transport. Lineage: Eukaryota; Metazoa; Chordata; Actinopteri; Cypriniformes; Cyprinidae.
ACGCCGGAAUGAGAGUAUAGUUCUUAAGAAAUAAUCUUUUUUGAGUAACGACCCCAACACUGGCUACGUCCUUGCUGGAGUGUGAUGUGAUUUGUGUCAUGUGCAGGUGCGAUGGAUCGCGUGCAAACCAAUAGGGUGUCGGAAUGGUUUGCAUCCACCUUGUCCUUGAAGCUGGUUUAUUUUCCCAUCUCGAGAACUUCCCCAGUUGGUCUUUGAAGAAAUUUCAGCAUAAGCUUGGAGGAAAAACAAGCUUCACCCAAAAGAACCGGCACUCAAACGACUGCCAGGUAAAUCGGAAUCCACAUGCGAUAACCUGUUGGAACGUAGCUGACGUAGACACUUUAAAACUCCAUUGCGUGCGAAACGAACCAAUAGGAGCUCGAGAGAGGCGGGACUUCGGCCGUAACACAGACACGUGUACACAGGGAAGCAGGAAGUGAAGCAGUUCAGUUGGUGUCUAAACAGCACCAUGAUUGCAGGCGUCAGUCCUGUGGUUCAGGCCCUGCUGGGGACCCUGUUCACCUGGGGUCUCACCGCAGCUGGAGCCGCUCUCGUCUUCGUCUUCUCCAGCAGACAGAAGCGGGUCUUGGAUGGCAGUCUGGGAUUUGCCGCAGGGGUCAUGCUGGCGGCCUCCUAUUGGUCUCUGCUGGCUCCUGCUAUCGAGAUGGCCGAGGAGUCUGGGAAAUACGGCGACUUUGCCUUCUUCCCUGUCGCUGUGGGUUUCGCACUCGGUGCUCUGUUCGUUUACAUCGCAGACGUGAUGAUGCCCGUUCUGGGUAUCGGGAUGGACCCUCACGUGGCUCUGGCGCUGCCGUCUGAUGCCAAACUGGCCAAAGAGAAGAAGAAGAGCUCGAUGGCCGGCCUGUCGGAGGAGGAGGAGCUGUCCAUCAGGAUAGGUAGAGCAGGAGUUCACUCAGAUAAAAUCGAGAAUGGAGAGGUGUACCAGAGACGCAGGGGUCCCAACACGGGCCACGCGGAGGAGCAGGACGUGAGUCCUAAAGCACAGGAAGUGAGCGGUCAAACAGGAAGCAGCUGGAGGCGAAUCGUUCUGCUGAUCCUGGCCAUCACUAUACACAACAUUCCCGAGGGUUUGGCUGUUGGCGUGGGCUUUGGAGCGGUCGGUAAAACUCCCUCGGCUACGUUUGAAAGCGCCAGAAAUCUGGCUAUUGGCAUUGGCAUUCAGAACUUUCCAGAAGGCCUUGCCGUGAGUCUCCCGUUGCGGGGUUCUGGGGUGUCCACAUGGCGAUCCUUUUGGUACGGGCAGCUGAGCGGGAUGGUGGAACCUCUGGCGGGGUUGCUAGGGGCCGUUGCCGUGGUGCUGGCGGAGCCGUUGCUACCGUACGCUCUGGCCUUCGCUGCAGGAGCCAUGGUGUAUGUGGUGGUUGAUGACAUCAUUCCUGAAGCCCAAGUCAGCGGGAACGGGAAACUGGCCUCAUGGAUGUCCAUUCUGGGCUUCAUCGUCAUGAUGUCACUGGAUGUGGGGCUUGGCUGAGCCUUUUCAUUGGUCGAAUCUUUGAAUGUCAGCUGACUACACGGAAAAAAGUGACCAAAGCAGCCUUUCUUCUCUGUGUAUAGGUUUAUUGAUCAUUGGAAUAUUUUUCUACUUAAUGUAUUUCAUGUAAUUUUUUUGUUGUUUUAUUUGUUUUAUAUGGAAGCCUGUUUCUGCCACUGGUUAAAAAAAUAAAAAAGGUAAUUGCAACUUUUUUGGGGGAGAAAAAUGUCAGAAUUGCGAGUUGUAAAGUCACAAUUUGGAGAAAUAAAAGUUGCAACUCUGAGAAAUAGUCACAAUUGUAAGAAAAUAGUUUUUUGUCCUCUAAAUUGGGCUUUAAAAACUCAGAAUUGUGAUACAUAGUCACAAUUUUGAGAAAUAAAAGUCACAAUUCUGAGAAAUAGUCACAAUUGUAAGAAAACAGUCUUUUUUCCUAAAAAUUGGAUUUUAAAAACUCAUAACUGCAAGUCUUCGUCUCACAAUUCUGAGAAAAGAAGUCAGAAUUACAAGGGAAAAAAAUCCAGAAUUGUGAGAUAAAAAGACAAUCAUCUUUUCUUAUUUUUUAUUCAGUGGCGGAAACAGGCUUCCGUAGUUUUAUGAAUGACUCACGGACCACAUUUAUUUAGACAGGGCGGAAAGAUUGAUUGCAAAAUACUUGAAAAAUUAUUCAAACUUGAAUGAGUGACUUGAGGGGUUGUUUAGGUGUGUGUGUGUGUGUGUGUUUCCCAUCAUUAAUUUAAAGACCAUAUGUUCUCAAUAUUGUUGUGCACUCAUUUGAAUGAAAGGCAAUGAUGACUAAGUAAAUUGGAUGUUUUUGAACUAGUCUUUCCAGUCAGCUGUUUGCUUUCAAGUUAUUAAAUGAAGUUGACAUUUUAUGGGCGAUGUUAUGUUUUUUUUUCCUGAUGAUUACAGAUAUGCAACAGGACUAUGAAUAGGUGAAAUGUAAGUUAAAUUCACAUGUGUAAAUGAUGUAAAAGGAUUACUGUACAACCCAUUUGUGUUCAUUUGUUCUGCACUGUGUGUGAAAGACUUUGAACUGUUUUAAUUUAAUUGCUCAAACAGGGAGAAAGAAGUAAUAAACUGAUUUUCUAA